UGCUGCUCCGCUAACUUCUGUGUGCCCAGCCAACCGAGGCAUGGGCUCUGUGACUCUCCGUUUUAUUACUGACGUUUAAUAAUGAUAAUGUCGUAUCGUGUGUGACGAAAUGCUCGAUAUUUGCUGUUUAAUGUAACUGUGUUUUUUUUUCUUCAAAACGGAAAUACUAGCUUGUGCGUAACAGCGAACUCUUCUCCGUAUCCCUAAUCUCACCCGUCUAUGAUGUGAUUAUGAAUAACCACCGUCAAGGGAAGUUAUAAUUGGCAUUAUCAUAGUUGAAUGGCUACAACAGCAGUUUAUGCCUGCUUGCUGUUAUUUCGAUAGCCAAUUAAGCUCGGGAGGAACCGCUAGGCUAUAUCUUCUUGGCGGAAAUAGCCGAAGAGACCGCAUCCACAGCUCUGUAGUUCUCUCCUGAAAACAUGUCGUUCUUCAAUUUUCGGAAGAUAUUUAAGCUGGGGCCUGACAAGAAGAAAAAGCAGUAUGAACAUGUACAUAGAGACGUCAACCCGGAGGAACUAUGGGAUAUCAUUGGGGAGCUGGGAGAUGGAGCGUUUGGCAAAGUGUUCAAGGCUCAGAACAAGCAGAAUGGGACCCUCGCUGCUGCCAAGGUUAUUGACACAAAGACGGAGGAUGAAUUGGAGGACUACAUGGUAGAGAUUGAAAUUCUGGCCUCCUGCGAUCACCAUCACAUCGUCAAAUUGCUGGAUGCCUUCUAUUUUGAAGGCAAACUUUGGAUUCUGAUAGAGUUCUGUGCGGGUGGUGCGGUGGAUGCCAUCAUGUUGGAGCUGGAGAGGCCCCUGACGGAGCCGCAGAUCCGCGUGGUGUGUCGGCAGACCUUGGAGGCUCUGACUUACCUCCACGACAACAAAGUCAUCCACAGAGACCUGAAAGCCGGGAACAUUCUCCUCUCCUUGGAGGGAGAAGUGAAACUGGCUGACUUUGGGGUGUCUGCUAAAAAUACCAAGACGUUACAGAGAAGAGAUUCUUUCAUCGGGACUCCGUAUUGGAUGGCCCCAGAGGUGGUCAUGUGUGAAACUUCCAAAGACCGUCCGUACGACUUUAAGGCCGACAUCUGGUCCCUGGGGGUUACCCUGAUAGAGCUGGCGCAGAUUGAGCCGCCCAACCACGAGAUGAAUCCCAUGAGAGUGCUGCUGAAAAUAGCCAAGUCUGAGCCUCCCACACUCAUGCAUCCCUCUCGCUGGUCGCCAGAAUUCAACGACUUUCUGCGGAAAGCACUUGAUAAGAAUGUUGACAGUAGGUGGGGCACGCUACAGCUUCUACAGCAUCCUUUUGUCACAAGUGUAACUAAUAGCAGACCUCUCAGAGAGCUCAUAGCCGAGGCCAAAGCUGAAGUCACAGAGGAGAUUGAGGAUAGCAAAGAGGAAGAGGAGGAGGAAGAGCCUGAUACACCUGUGGCGGCUCCUGGGCACAAGCGAGCGCCAUCAGAUGCCAGUGCGGCCAGCUCAGAGGACGACAAAGUCCCAGCAACUCCCUCUGCACUGGAAUCUGUUUCGGAAAUAACUGCUACUGAGGACCAGACCAGUGAUAAGCUCUCUGAUGAAGGACUUGGAACAAGUGAGGUAGACAAGACUGAGGAGGAGAAACUCAACGAGGUGUCUGAUGCCGGUAAUGAAGACCUGGCCUCUGGGCUAAUAGAGCCCCCCAAGGACUUAAUAUCACAAGAUCCUGCAGAGCUCAAACCAGAAGACGGUCAAGCUGAAGAGAUUCCUGCUGAGCCUGUAGUAUCACAGCCAGAAGAAGCUGUAGUUGAAGAACCUGUAGCAGGGGAUACACAAGAACAUAUCACAGAUGGUCAGGAAACCGAGGAGGAACAGAAGGAGACACAAGAAGAGAAAACAGAAGACGGACCUACUCCUGUCAUCGAAAAACAAGAACCUGAGGAGGUGAAAGCAGCAGAAGAAGAAAAAGAUGCUAGUACAGAAGAAUCCAGAGUAUUACAAGAGAAACCUGAAGAAACACCAGAAGAAAAAGAAUCCAUAUCAGGAGAAGAGGCAAAGGCAGAAGAAGAAAGCAAAGAGCCAGAUGAGGAGACGCCUCAGCAGAAAGUGAUGGAGGACAUAACAAAAGACACAGCUAAUGGCACUGAUGUAACUACAGACACAGAGAAUAUAGAAUCAAAUGUAGUGGACACAACAGUAAAUGGAGACACGGACACAAAGAGCGUGGAUGAGUGCUCCGCUGCGGUUCUGUUGGAGAAGGAGGCGGUAGAGAGUCAGCCAGAGGAAAAGCACGAGGAGGCAGAAGAGCCCGAACAAGAGAAUCAGACCAAGGCGGAGGAUCUGGAGGAAAAGGCCCCAACUGAAUCCACUAAUGGAGUCAGCGAUGAAGCCAAAGACACCUCUGAGGAUUCAGAACAAGUGGCCACACCUAAAGAUCUGAAGGAGGACGAAGAGAAAGCCCCCCCUGCAGAUGAGAACGCGUCUCAAGAUGCCGUCUCUGUCCAGGAGAGUGAAACGGAUUCAGAAAGCAAGAUGGAGCAUGGAAGCCCCGCUGCCAUCAAGUCGGAUUUGGAGAAGGACUCUGACUCUGGGAGCAGCUCUGCCGCUGAUAGCAGCAGCCUGGACCUCAAUCUGUCUAUAUCCAGCUUCCUGUCCAAGAGUAAAGAUGGGGGCUCUGUAUCUAUGCAGGAGUCAAGACGUCAGAAGAAGACUCUGAAGAAGACGCGUAAGUUCAUGGUGGACGGUGUGGAGGUCAGUGUGACGACAUCAAAGAUAGUGACAGAUAACGACACCAAGAGCGAAGAGCUGAGGUUCCUGAGACGGCAGGAGCUGAGAGAGCUGCGCCUCCUGCAGAAAGAGGAGCAGAGGGCCCAGCAGCAGCUGAGCAACAAGCUACAGCAGCAGAGAGAGCAGAUCUUCCGCCGCUUUGAACAGGAAACUGCUGCUAAGAAGCGCCAAUAUGACCAAGAAGUGGAGAACCUUGAGAAGAAGCAGAAGCAGACCAUCGAGCGGCUGGAACAGGAUCACACCAGCCGGCUCCGAGACGAAGCCAAACGCAUCAAAGCCGACCAAGACAAGGAGCUCUCCAAGUUCCAAAACAUGAUGAAGAAUCGGAAGAAAGAGGCCAAAGAGGAAGUCGGACAGUCACCCAAACAUAUGAGAAAAGAGCUCAUGAGACGCAUAAAGGAGGACCUGUCGCUCCUUAAGACCGCAGAGGCAGUGGCCCAGGUUAUGAUUCAGUCUUUUCAGUUGUCCUCAUGCGCACUCUUCAACGCUCAGAUGCAGGAUGAGCAGGAGUUCCUACAGAAGCAGCAGCAGGAGCUGGACGUAGCUCUGAAGAAAAUCAUCCAGCAGCAUAAACUGGAGAUCACCACUAUAGAGAAAGACUGCUUAAACCACAAGCAGCAGCUGAUGAGAGCUCGAGAGGCAGCCAUGUGGGAGUUGGAGGAGCGCCACCUGCAGGAGAAGCACCAGCUGCUGAAGCAGCAGCUGAAAGACCAAUACUUCCUGCAGAGACACCAGCUGCUGAAGAGGCACGAGAAAGAGAUGGAGCAGAUGCAUCGCUACAACCAGCGGCUGGUCGAGGAGAUGAAGAACAAACAGAACCAAGAGAGGGUCCGUCUGCCCAAGAUUCAGCGCAGCGAGGCCAAAACACGCAUGGCCAUGUUCAAGAAGAGCCUCCGCAUCACCGCCACUGCAUCGGUCACCGUGGAGCAGGAGAGAGAGAGGAUAAAACAGUUUGCUGCUCAGGAAGACAAGAGACAGAAGAACGAGAGACUUCAUCAACACCAGAAACACGAGAACCAGAUGAGGGAUCUGCAGCUGCAGUGUGACUCCAACAUCAGGGAGCUGCAGGAGCUACAGAAUGAGAAGUGCCACCUUCUGAUUGAACAUGAGACCCAAAAGCUGAAGGAGCUGGACGAGGAGCACAGCCAGGAGAUAAAGGAGUGGAGGGAGAAGCUGAGACCCAGGAAGAAGGCGCUGGAGGAUGAGUUCACGCGGAAGCUCCAGGAGCAGGAGGUCUUCUUCAAGAUGAGCGGAGAGUCUGAAUGCCUUAACCCCUCCACCCAGAGUCGAGUCUCCAAGUUUUACCCCAUCCCAAACCUGUACAACUCUGGUUUAUAGCCUCUUCUGUCCGUCCCUGCUGCAAAACAGACUCCUAUCAAACUCGGCUGCGCUCACUGACUCUUCCUGGUGGAGUGACAACUUCUCUUUGACCACUUAGAUUCCACCGUUAGUGAGCAUGACGUGCCUACACACCGUUCUCUCACAAGUUUAAAUGUCCCUCCGCUCGUCCAAUAAGAAUAUGCACUUUUUUGAGCAUGUUCAAAUUUGAAAAGCCUGCAGUUGGUAUCGAAGGGCCAAUGAAUAUGAGUUUGAGCACAGCCUGCUACAGUAUGAAUGAUCCCCAGUGCCUCAUAUGUUCUUUCUUUUCUGUAUUUAAGCCCCUCGCUGUGUUUAACAGUAAGUGAAGCGUCCCCUAAAUGUCCUACACUUAAACAAUUGGUUAUCAUUUCCACUCAUAAUCACAAGAUGUUUAGAGAUUAUUUGAAUCAUUUCAUAUAACGGGUGAUUAAGACUCUGAAAUCUCGUGUUGCUGCAUGUGAGGUAGAGCUGGUUUAAAAGAGUAAAAAGAAAAAGUGUGUUGUUGUAUGACUUUGUUAUGGCACGUGUAGUGUCACGUCAAAAACAGUGCUGUGUUGGGACGUUAAGGACGUACUGUGUUGUAAAUGCUGAAAUGUUACAUGUGUGUACCUAGAUAUGAAGCUCAAUCAGAUGCUGUGCUUGCCAUGAGGGUUUUUACAAUCUUAAGAACAAGAAUAUGGCUUUUUCGUUCACACAUCAUUUCAUUUCAUUGCUGUAAUCCCACUUAGUUAGACACAGAGGUGACCUGUUUCUUCCUGGAGAAUGAUAAAAUACUUUUUUAUAUAUAUAAAUAAUAUAUAGAAAUUAAAUCACCGUGAAUGAAAAUGAAGGAAUGUAAAGCUGUUGAUUUGCACUGUUUUGUUAUGAGCUAAUGAAAAAGAUAUGCAGUAAUAAAACUGUCAAUGGGUUUUUGACAGCGCGUCACCUUUGUCUCACACAAGCCUAUUCAAACUCCAAACUAACUGAGAAGUUUUGAUUUAUUUCUGAUAAUUUAGCUGUUUUUUUCCUUUUCCAAAUAUGCCCUUUAGUAUUUUACGAGCACAUCUACUUUUCUACAUGUAUUCCUGUUAUAUGAGGCUGUAAUCGCUCUUUCCUCUGAGCGGUUUGCUCUUUUUGAGACCAGUGCUGUCUGAAAGGUGAAAUGCUGUACCUGUAACUGUCUGAGACGCUGUAUUCUAGGAGCAAAAGUAUUAACGGUUCACAAAAAGAGAUGUCAUGAUUCUUUUAUUUUGUCUGUGCGUAUCAUCAAUGCAUGUCAUGUUUUCUGUAUGCUGACAUUAACAAAGGUUGCGUCAUGAAUGCUGGGUUUUUAUCGGGGUACAUGGAAACUGUCCGGAGAGUCACAUUCCCCAUAGAUUUAAAAUAUUUUUUUAUUUUGUUAAGUUACAGCAUUUCUUGUCAUUCUACAACAUUAAUAUCAUUUUCAUGUCAGAUCAAAUGUAUUUAAAGUGUCUUUAUAAAUUGACAUUUUAUUGUUGUAAAUAAAAUAUUGACUGUUGAUUUGAAA
Messenger RNA from Trematomus bernacchii (emerald rockcod), 5613 nucleotides. RefSeq names its product STE20-like kinase a (gene slka). Gene Ontology annotation, biological process: protein phosphorylation. Lineage: Eukaryota; Metazoa; Chordata; Actinopteri; Perciformes; Nototheniidae. The transcript is spliced from 20 exons. The record is from RefSeq and is a predicted model, not a curated record. Gene Ontology annotation, molecular function: protein serine/threonine kinase activity; ATP binding. Bases 420 to 4085 code for a protein of 1221 amino acids.